This is a messenger RNA of Thermothelomyces thermophilus ATCC 42464, 1082 nucleotides long. RefSeq lists its product as uncharacterized. Lineage: Eukaryota; Fungi; Ascomycota; Sordariomycetes; Sordariales; Chaetomiaceae. Gene Ontology annotation, molecular function: oxidoreductase activity. The coding region runs from base 112 to 903 and encodes 263 amino acids. The record is from RefSeq and is a predicted model, not a curated record. The transcript is spliced from 2 exons.
GGAACAACUGACAUUCGACGUCCCAUCACAUCUCACCAUGUCUCAAACCGGGCGCAUCGCUUGACUUGCAGCUCCCAUUGGAUUGAUGUUAAUCACCAUCACCCGCCCAAGAUGAAGAUUCAAGGGCGAACAUUUGUCGUCUCGGGCGGCGCCUCGGGCCUUGGCCGUGCCUGCGUCCGCGACAUCUGCGCAGCCGGAGGCAAUGCCGUGAUUCUGGAUAUGAACGAGGAACUCGGCGCCUCCCUGGUCAGCGAGCUGGGCCCCUCAUCCGCUAAGUUUCUGCCCUGCGACGUGUCCGACACCUCCAGCAUCGCGUCGGCCGUGGACUCGGCCGUCGCCUGGAUCAAGGAGACGGGCAAGCCCCUCGGCGGCAUCAUCCCCGCCGCCGGCGUCGGCAACCCGGGCCUCAUCCUCGACAAGAAGCUGCGCCCGGUGUCCCUCGAGUCGGUCGACUUUGUGCUGUCCAUCAAUCUGCGCGGCACCAUCGACCUGGUCCGGCAGUUCCUCCCGCACCUGGCCGGCGCUCCUCCCGAAGGCUCCGACGGCGAGCGGGGUGUGGUCAUCAUGGUGGCCAGCGCCGCCGCCUUCGAGGGGCAGAUGGGCCAGGUGGCCUAUGCCGCCAGCAAAGGAGCCGUGGCGGCCAUGACGUUGCCCAUGGCCCGGGACCUGUCCCGGUUCGGCAUCCGCGUCGUCACCAUUGCGCCCAGCAUGUUCGAGUCCAACAUGACGGCGCAGCUGUCUGACACUGUGCGGAAAGGGCUCUAUAAGGCCAUGGAGUUCCCCCUACGACCUGGACAGCCCGAAGAGUUUUCGUCGCUCGUCCGCCACUCAAUCGAGAACAUCAUGCUGAACGGUGUGGUCAUUCGGUUGGACGGAGCUACCCGGAUGCCGAGUAAGCUGUGAUAAUUAGAUGGGAUGCGAAACAUGUCUGAGUCACCAGGAGCCUCAGCUUUGUGUUCUAGAUGACGAUGUAUGCUUCACACGAGUAAAGCCCACAGGAUGCUACCCCAGUGGCAGGACGGAUGUCUACGUACAUACAUAAAUACCAUAUUCACAGAUAACAACGCCAGUGCUCUUCUGAC